GGACAAUGGUUGAAAGAUAUAUGUAUCUAUGUAUUGUUAAAAAGCAAACAUGCUUGAAUGUUGGUAUGGACAAAAGUUGAAACUUGAAUAUUUUGUUAUGUUGUAAGAUUUUAACAUACCAUGAUGUUGAACUACUUCAAUAUUUUGUUAUGUUGUAUACCAAUAAUCACCUUUUUCAGUCUGAUUAAUUGCCAAGAUAAUUCAUUUCCACCUGCACUUCUAUGUCCAAACACAACUUAUACUCCCAACAGCACUUACAGUUCUAAUCUAAAUGCCCUUUUAUCAUCUCUGUCCUCGAAUUCUUCGAGGCCUAACGGAUUUUACAACACCACGGUUGGUCACACGAGGUCUGAUGAGUUAGUUUAUGGUUUGUUUUUAUGUAGGGGAGAUGUCUCCACUGACGUUUGUCAAAAUUGCGUGUCAACAGCUGUUAAAGAUGUUAUCUCAAAUUAUUGUCCGAAUGGAAAAGUUGCUGUCCUUUGGGUUGACGAAUGCCUGAUACGCUACUCAAAUGAAUCGUUGUUUGGUACUUCGACUAGAUAUACUUUUGCGAGUACACAAAGUGUUAGUGAACCACAAAGGUUCAUGUCAGUUCUUGGAGAUGUGAUGGAUGAAUUGUUAGCAACUGUGGCUGCAAAUGCAAAUGGAAAUAAUCAUUCGUUGAAAAUAUUUGCGACGAAAGAAGCAAAUUAUACGUCAUUUCAGAGAGUUUAUACAUUUGCGCAGUGUAUACCUGAUGUAUCUGUAUCUUCUUGUGAAAAUUGCCUGAGAACUGCUAUCGGUAAUUUACCGAGUGAUGGGAGGAGAGGUAGUAGAGUUUUGCUUUCGAGUUGUAAUGUUAGGUAUGAGUUGAACCCUUUUUACAACGUUCCUGCAUCCGCUCCACCACCAGUUCGCGGUGCUCCUCCACCUUUUUCGCCCGGCUCUAUAGGCCGCGAUAGAGGAAAAGGGGGAAUUGCAUCUGGUGUAAUCGUUGCCAUAGUUGUUCCGAUUGUUGUUUCAGUUCUACUCUUUCUAUUUGGUUUCUGUUGGCUAAGAAGUAGAGCAUCGCGAGAAUUCAAUGUUGUAGAAGAUACGACAG
Messenger RNA from Capsicum annuum, 1081 nucleotides. Its product is annotated as cysteine-rich receptor-like protein kinase 10. NCBI's taxonomy places the organism in Eukaryota, Viridiplantae, Streptophyta, Magnoliopsida, Solanales, Solanaceae. The record is from RefSeq and is a predicted model, not a curated record.